AUGUGGCUAACCUUACUAUGGCAUUUGUAUAGGGGAAUGUGGCUGGAAGCUUAUGAUGCUGACAGCCAGCUAUAUCCCUCUGCCAUGUCCCCUGUCUGUUAGCCUGUCUCCAGUCCUAAUGAUCUUGGAGACAGGACAUGAAUUCACAAAGUUAGUUGGCUUCUGGGUUAAAAACGAAGACUUCUUGAGGAGUUUGAAAGGUUAUAUAGUUAUACUGUCUUUUUGUGGUGGUUUUCUUUGGUUGGGGGGAAUCAGUGAAAUGGAUUUAGUAAGGCAAUAAAGUUAAAAUUUGCCUUCAUUAGUAAAAUGUUACUUAUUCUUUUUUUUAGCAAAGAAAAAGAGGCAAGUUUUAGAUAUAAUAUUUUAAAUUAUUAUAUUUUGUUUUUCCUGCUCCCCUUCUCAAAAAACCACAUGGAAUAUUCCAUUCAUUACUGCUCGAGAAAGUCAUUACUUUGCAGGCUGCUGUUGCUGAAAUGGUUUAGUGGAGGAAAUGUUUCCUGGCAUAUUUUUAGUGAUUUUUUUUUGGUAGUUGUCAUUUGAGUAUCCAAACUGUAGCAAACAAAGAGAAGCUGAUUUAAAUUUAUAUUGGGGAAACCUCUUUGUGAAGCAUUUCAUCAGAUGAUUUCCUAUCAACCUCAUAUCUUGAGAAGACGGAUUAAUGAAACAGCAUCUGAAGAAGGAGUGGACUCUUGUGGAAUAAGCCCUGACAUCUUCCACAGUGUUUUGUGGGGUAAUUUCAAGUUCUUCAGAUACAGAUUACAUAAAGAAGAUUGUAGGGCACGUGACAGACUCUGGUUUCUUGUAUUUCAGAUAGUAGAAAAAUUGCUACCUCUAAGAAUGGAUCCUGGAGCCAUCUAGCUACAGUUAUAACUUUUUCAUUUAUGGUUUUAUCUCACAACUCUAUUUUUAUUUACAUUUUUUGUUCAACCAAGCAACUUAAAAUAGUUUGGUUUUUGUAUAAAAUAUUGUAAUGGUAAAGUAAUGGAUUGCCUGUGCAUUGUAACCACAAAGAAAUACAGGUAUCAGGAUGAAGAUACACCUCCUCAAGAGCAUAUUUCCCCACAAAUCACGAAUGAAGUGAUAGGUCCAGAAUUGGUUCAUGUCUCAGAGAAGAACUUAUCAGAGAUUGAGAAUGUCCAUGGAUUUGUUUCUCAGUCUCAUAUUUCACCAAUAAAGCCAACAGAAGCUGUUCUUCCCUCUUCUCCCACUGUCCCUGUGAUCCCUGUUCUGCCAGUCCCUGCUGAGAAUACUGUCAUCCUACCCACCAUACCACAGGCAAAUCCUCCUCCAGUACUGGUCAACACAGAUAGCUUGGAAACACCGACUUAUGUUAAUGGCACAGAUGCAGAUUACGAAUAUGAAGAAAUCACACUUGAAAGGGGAAAUUCAGGGCUUGGUUUUAGCAUUGCAGGAGGUACGGACAACCCACACAUUGGAGAUGACUCAAGUAUUUUCAUUACCAAAAUUAUCACAGGGGGAGCAGCUGCCCAAGAUGGAAGACUGCGGGUCAACGACUGUAUAUUACGAGUAAACGAAGUAGAUGUUCGUGAUGUAACACAUAGCAAAGCAGUUGAAGCAUUGAAAGAAGCAGGGUCUAUCGUACGCUUGUAUGUAAAAAGACGGAAACCAGUAUCAGAAAAAAUAAUGGAAAUAAAGCUCAUUAAAGGUCCUAAAGGUCUUGGGUUCAGCAUUGCUGGAGGUGUUGGAAAUCAGCAUAUUCCUGGGGAUAAUAGCAUCUAUGUAACCAAAAUAAUUGAAGGAGGUGCAGCGCAUAAGGAUGGCAAACUUCAGAUUGGAGAUAAACUUCUAGCAGUAAAUAAUGUAUGUUUAGAAGAAGUUACUCACGAAGAAGCAGUAACUGCCUUAAAGAACACAUCUGAUUUUGUUUAUUUGAAAGUAGCAAAACCCACAAGUAUGUAUAUGAAUGAUGGCUAUGCACCACCUGAUAUCACCAACUCUUCUUCUCAGCCUGUUGAUAACCAUGUUAGCCCAUCUUCCUUCUUGUGCCAGACACCAGCAUCACCAGCCAGAUACUCACCAGUUUCUAAAGCAGUGCUUGGAGAUGAUGAGAUUACAAGGGAACCUAGAAAAGUUGUUCUUCAUCGUGGCUCAACAGGCCUAGGUUUCAACAUUGUAGGAGGAGAAGAUGGAGAAGGAAUAUUUAUUUCCUUUAUCUUAGCUGGAGGACCUGCUGAUCUAAGUGGAGAGCUCAGAAAAGGAGAUCGUAUUAUAUCGGUAAACAGUGUUGAUCUCAGAGCUGCCAGUCAUGAGCAGGCAGCAGCUGCAUUGAAAAAUGCUGGCCAAGCUGUCACAAUUGUUGCACAAUAUCGACCUGAAGAAUACAGUCGUUUUGAAGCUAAAAUACAUGAUUUACGGGAGCAGAUGAUGAAUAGUAGUAUUAGUUCAGGGUCAGGUUCUCUUCGAACUAGCCAGAAGCGAUCCCUCUAUGUCAGAGCCCUUUUUGAUUAUGACAAGACUAAAGACAGUGGCCUUCCCAGUCAGGGAUUGAACUUCAAAUUUGGAGAUAUCCUCCAUGUUAUUAAUGCUUCUGAUGACGAAUGGUGGCAAGCCAGGCAGGUUACACCAGAUGGUGAGAGUGAUGAAGUUGGAGUGAUUCCCAGUAAACGCAGAGUUGAGAAGAAAGAACGAGCCCGAUUAAAAACAGUGAAAUUCAAUUCUAAAACGAGAGAUAAAGGGCAGUCAUUCAAUGACAAGCGUAAAAAGAACCUCUUUUCCCGAAAAUUCCCCUUCUACAAGAACAAGGACCAGAGUGAGCAGGAAACAAGUGAUGCUGACCAGCAUGUAACUUCUAAUGCCAGCGAUAGUGAAAGUAGUUACCUAAUCUUGAUUACAGAUGAGUAUGGCUGCUCAAAAGGUGGUCAAGAAGAAUACGUCUUAUCUUAUGAACCAGUGAAUCAGCAAGAAGUUAAUUAUACUCGACCAGUGAUCAUAUUGGGACCUAUGAAAGACAGGAUAAAUGAUGACUUGAUCUCAGAAUUUCCUGAUAAAUUUGGAUCUUGUGUUCCUCAUACAACUAGACCAAAACGAGAUUAUGAGGUAGAUGGAAGAGAUUAUCAUUUUGUGACUUCAAGAGAGCAGAUGGAAAAAGAUAUCCAAGAACAUAAAUUCAUUGAAGCUGGUCAGUAUAACAAUCAUCUAUAUGGAACAAGUGUUCAGUCUGUGCGAGAAGUAGCCGAAAAGAGCAAACACUGUAUCCUUGAUGUGUCUGGAAAUGCCAUAAAGAGAUUACAGAUUGCACAACUUUACCCCAUCUCCAUUUUUAUUAAACCUAAAUCCAUGGAAAAUAUCAUGGAAAUGAAUAAGCGUCUAACAGAAGAACAAGCCAGAAAAACGUUUGAGAGAGCCAUGAAACUGGAACAGGAGUUUACUGAACAUUUCACAGCUAUUGUACAGGGAGAUACGCUGGAAGACAUUUACAACCAAGUGAAGCAGAUCAUAGAAGAACAGUCUGGUUCUUACAUCUGGGUACCAGCAAAAGAAAAGUUAUGAAAACUGAUGUUUCUCUAUUUCUCUUUUCCACAAUUCCAUUUUCUUUGACAUCUCUUUGCCCUUUCCUCCGGAGUCUUUCUUCAACACUUACUUCAUGGUGAAUUAUAUCCCACACGUUAUGGUCUGCAGUUGCGCUUAUUUUUUACAUGUAGUGUCUCCUUCAAAUUAUAUCAUGUGUAUUAUUUAAUGUCACUAUUGGUUAGUGGCCAUUUUUCAGAACUGAAGAUGGAAUGGCCUGAUCAGCUAUUAAGAAUUUGGGGAGACGCAGAAAUUGUGGUAAAAUUCCUUAAUGUUUAAGGGAAAGUAACUUUAAGAGAUUUUCUGAAAAGCUUUAUAUACAUUCUUUUCAAAUUUCAGUACAAAUGAAAAAGUGGUUUUAAUCAGUGAUUUUUAGUAGACUUUGAGCAACUAUGCACGCUUAAGUUUAAUAGCAUGGUUUGGCCAAUGUAGUAUUCUCAAGUCCUUUUCUCAACUUCUGUCAUCAAAGCAGUUGUUUCAUUUUAGACAAAUAAGGAAGACAUGAUUUUUAAUUUCAAAAUUAAUGUCUGAGUUAACUUUCAUAAGGGAUUUCAUUUUUCCUAAGAGUUCUUAAAGUCUUUAUUAUUUGAGGGUUCUUUUUUCCCAGUACAUCUGCUAGGAAUAAUAACAUGUAAAUGUUUUUCAUCUACUUGAGCAACACUGUCGUGUCUUACAGAAGUUGUUCAUACGUAAUGAUCAUCACAUUUUCUGAAUUGAGGCCAUGUUCAGGUGCUAAGGAAGUUUACCUUUUACACAGAAGGUUGAGAAAAUUUCCUAGAUAUAAAUACAGACGAAACAGUGGUGAUGUUGUAACCAUAAUGGCAAUGGAAAAGGAGUCCAAUUCAUAGCCUAAAAUGUAAAAUGUAUUCUUAGGAGUCAGAUUUUACUGAAUAUUUUACCCACAAUAGCUGCCUAUUUUGUUAUAAUAAAAUAUAUAUAAAUAUAUAUAUAAACCUUUCUUUAAACUCUGUAACUAUGGGAAUUAUUGUCUUUACAUAGUUGCACACACACACAUAUAUAUAUAUAUAUUUAAAAUAUAUUUUGUUUCUUUUACCACCUACUCCUAACUUUUUGUUUGGUUUUUAAAUUAAAUAUUAAUUGAAUAGACUUAUCUUCCUUAAUCAUGUGAACUGAAAAUGGGAGCAUGGCGGUCGUGAGGAGAAACAUUUAGGGAAAUUAGAUUAUAAGUAAAAGUACGGGCAUAUUCUCCUCUUUCCUGCAAAAGUUUUCAAAUGGUUCCUGGGGUUUUUUGUUGUUAUUGUUACUGUUGUCCUUGUCAUCAGGUUUGAUUUUGGUCCUUGCCCUUUCCUUCUAGUUCUCCUUUUAUUAAUAGGAAGGCAGGCAGAAGCCCCAUUUAUGUGUGUGUGUUCCCCUCGGACACCUUUCAUCCGCUGCUCUGCAGUAGCAUUGCACAGAUCUUCAUGGUGAGCAAUUUUAGGAAAUCUUAGUGAAAGGUAGAAAUGAUUUCAGAAAUCAAUUUCUCUGGUCCUUUAUAUUAAUAAUAUUUGGCUUCCCAUUGCUCUUUGGAGUUGUUUAUUAAAUACGUGUUAUGACAACCUCUUCAUUACAGUUUCUUAAAUGAGUACUGGUUUGUAAAGAAUUAUCAACGUUAUCCAUUCCAUUUAUGAAGAAGAGGAGAACAGCUAAUAAACUGUAUUGUAAAACUCAUAUGUUAAAUGUGUCUUGAAUUUUGAAAGAAAAAAAUAUUUUAUAAGCUAACAAAUUCUUGAAACAAUUUGAAGCAUCAUGUAAUUUAUAAAUGAAUUCAGGAGCCAUUAGGCAACAGAAUAUGUUAACACAUUGAAAUACACACACACACACAAUUGCUGUUAUACUAAAUAUUGUAGAUUGUUAACCAGACAUAAACAUACUAGAAGAAAUCUGUAAAAUCUCAAGAGCUUCAGAAAUUGUCUUACAAGACCCCAGCAUAAGCUAUUUUGAAGUAUUUGCCAAAUAGUCACAUGUCGUAAAAUAUCAAGCGGUUAUAAAAGGAUGUCAUUUAUGUAUUAAAAUCUUUGUAAGAUUGUUUUCUGGA
This is a messenger RNA of Cebus imitator (Panamanian white-faced capuchin), 5563 nucleotides long. RefSeq names its product discs large MAGUK scaffold protein 1 (gene DLG1). The record is from RefSeq and is a predicted model, not a curated record. The coding region runs from base 982 to 3510 and encodes 842 amino acids. Gene Ontology annotation, molecular function: kinase binding. Gene Ontology annotation, cellular component: postsynaptic density membrane; neuromuscular junction; neuron projection. NCBI's taxonomy places the organism in Eukaryota, Metazoa, Chordata, Mammalia, Primates, Cebidae. The transcript is spliced from 24 exons. Gene Ontology annotation, biological process: neurotransmitter receptor localization to postsynaptic specialization membrane; chemical synaptic transmission.